AUGGCUCGUGCACACGCACUUGCGGGGCCUCUUCUGAGAGAAGAGGCCCAUCUGAGCUUUUCAGGAGGUGGUUUCCUUGGAAUUUACCACGUCGGUGUCGCCUUAGCAUUCCGUGAUUUCGCUCCUCAUAUAGCCAAACGGAAAGUACUGGGAACGUCGUCGGGAGCGUUGGCAGCCAUGUGUCUCGUGAGUGACUUCCCGAUGGACAAAGCUGUCAACAAUAUCGUCAAAAUGGCUAAACACUGUCGGAGCUUAUCACUGGGGCCUUUGCAUCCGAAAUUCAAUAUUUUCGACAUCAUGCGAGGUGAUCUCGAAACGUACAUGCCGGAGGACGCUCACAUCCGAUCCUCGGGCAGACUCUUCGUCACAGUCACCAACGCCCUGACCCUGGAAAGUGAAAUAAUCACGAACUUCGAGUCGCGUGAAGAACUCAUUGACGUUCUGAUGGCUUCGUGCUUUAUUCCAUAUUUCCUAGGGUUCGUUCCACCAAAAGUGAGAAAUACUCGGUACAUUGAUGGCGGUAUCAGCUGUAAUAUUCCUGUGUUAGACCAAUACACUAUCACUGUUUCCCCGUUCCCGGGCGAGAGUAUAAUAGGUCCUCGGUUCGGUAACUUACCCAAAGUGGCUUUCAUGCCAGAGACGGCUUUACGCCUGUGUAAGACCGUCUUCGCACCACCAGCAUACGUCCUCGAAGAGCUCGUUCACCAGGGUUAUGAUGAUGCUAUAAACUUCCUACAGGAGAGUAAACUGAUUUCGUGCAGCGAAUGCUUGACUCAAGACGUCGGCACCGGGUCACAUCGGAAGCGAUGUGAGAAAUGCGAAGAACUCCUGAGACUUUCCGAUAUCACGAACGUUCCGCGAUCACUCCUCAGAUCCUUGGAGUUGACGGCGAUGCAAGAGCAGGAAGAACGGCGUUUGCACCCAUACUUGCACACGUCGUUGGCGAGAUCAAUGAGAAUCGCGGUAGGAGUCGUAGUCCUCCCGUUCGAGGUGUCGUGGGCGAUCGCAAGAAAAAUGUAUGAGACAAGAGAGCUCUUUCUGAACAUUUUCCUCACUGUAUAUCGCGGUUUCCUCGACCUGAUCAGAGGACUUGGUCCCGCGAAAGAUGAGUGCAGACCCUGUGGGCCAUCACGCUUGGAGGACAGUUCCAAAGCAGCUUCGAAAGAUUGUGAGCACAGGACAUGCUCGAAACAAGAUUCAGGGAGUCGGGCCUGAUCCAUUGGAUCUUAUCUCCAGCUCCCGUUUCUCUCAAGAUGGCACUCCGCUCGAGCAGAAAUAUGGUGAUACCCACGAUUGAUUACUCCACCUUAUUUAUGAUGGGAAGAGAACCAAUGUGAAUUUAUACACAUAGGUAUCGAAAACACUUAUUCGGCCUUCGUCUGUCCGAUCCGAGUUUGCGAAGGGUCCACCGCACGCCACUAUGUCG
Molecule: messenger RNA, 1426 nt
Organism: Galendromus occidentalis (western predatory mite)
Lineage: Eukaryota; Metazoa; Arthropoda; Arachnida; Mesostigmata; Phytoseiidae
Product: patanin-like phospholipase domain-containing protein
Exons: 1
Coding region: 1-1215 (404 amino acids)
Biological process (GO): triglyceride catabolic process; lipid homeostasis
Cellular component (GO): membrane; cytoplasm; lipid droplet
Molecular function (GO): triacylglycerol lipase activity
Source: RefSeq, a predicted model, not a curated record